Molecule: messenger RNA, 942 nt
Organism: Exophiala oligosperma
Lineage: Eukaryota; Fungi; Ascomycota; Eurotiomycetes; Chaetothyriales; Herpotrichiellaceae
Exons: 1
Coding region: 1-942 (313 amino acids)
Cellular component (GO): cytosol
Molecular function (GO): oxidoreductase activity
Source: RefSeq, a predicted model, not a curated record
AUGGAUCUCCCUAAACUGGACUCGCUGACAAAAACGUGGCACACUGAACCAUAUCCUUCCAUCUCUCCCACCAGACCAGAGCUCUCGGCCAAAGGGAAAAAUGUCAUCGUUACCGGUGGUGGGACGGGGAUCGGGCGAGCCAUUGCUGUAGCCUUUGCCCAAGCAGGGGCGAAAUCAGUGUCCAUCCUCGGCAGACGAGUCGACAAACUGAAGGAAGGCGCCGAGGCCAUCUCCAAAGAAGCGACGACCAAAGAAACCAAAGUCCUGUACGAGAAAGCCGACCUCUCGGACAGAAGCCAGGUCGAUGCCGCGUUGAAGUCCAUCACCGAUCAGGUCGGCAAGAUCGACAUUCUCGUCUCAAACGCCGGCUUCCUCCCCACGCCCGGCCAGUUGCUGGACUACGAUCCGGCCUUCCUCAUGCGAGGCUUUGAACUGAACGUCCUGACCACUCUCAACAUUCUUCAAGCCUUUGUCCCACUCGCCGGACCCGAGCCGGUUGUGAUCAACACUUCGACGGCGAUUGCGCACUUUAGACCCGUCACGGGAGCAGGAGGCUACGGAAUUUCCAAAGCGGCCAACCUGAAGUUGGUCGAUUAUUUCGCCUGGGAGAAUCCACAGAUACAUGUGGUGAAUUUGCAGCCGGGUUUUGUUCCUACGGAUCUCAAUGGACACCCGGACGAGGCCACUGACGUUGGUAAGAUUCUGCUCCCCCUUGUCACUGCGACACAUGCAUCGAGGGACCAUGAAAAAUUAAUGAUGGCUUUUUGCAUUUUAGCUGAACUGCCCGGACAAUUCGCCGUUUGGCUGGCAUCCCCCGAAGCCAAGUUCCUAAAGAGCAAAUUUGUGUGGUCAAACUGGGAUGUACCUGAAAUGUUGGAGAAGGCGGAAGAGAUCAAAACCACCAAACUGCUGGACUGGAAGUUGGAGGGUAUCGCGAUGUAG